Molecule: messenger RNA, 311 nt
Organism: Cylicostephanus goldi
Lineage: Eukaryota; Metazoa; Nematoda; Chromadorea; Rhabditida; Strongylidae
Source: the annotation of a GenBank genome assembly
AUGAUGACUGAAUUGAACAAUCUCCAACAGGAUCUUAUCCAGUCCAAUGGUCGCCUUCAAAUCACCCCUGAUGAUGCCACUAUCUUAGCAGGCAAACGAUUAAUGACAGAUCUCAAGAAAUCCGACAAUGUCCAUCAUAGCGUUGCAGCAAAAUCUCUAAAAAGCAAAAUUGAUGAGAUAGAGCACCUCGCUUCCUUGCCGCAAAAAGAGGCAGAGCUAUCGAAGAUAAAUGCAGAAAACGAAGAACGAUGUCGGAUGCUUGAAGAGCACGCCGAAGGAGUGAACAGGUUUGCUUUUCAUAAUUCAUAAUU